This is a messenger RNA of Sarcophilus harrisii (Tasmanian devil), 2465 nucleotides long. RefSeq names its product solute carrier family 22 member 6. The record is from RefSeq and is a predicted model, not a curated record. Lineage: Eukaryota; Metazoa; Chordata; Mammalia; Dasyuromorphia; Dasyuridae. Gene Ontology annotation, cellular component: membrane. The coding region runs from base 347 to 2050 and encodes 567 amino acids. The transcript is spliced from 10 exons. Gene Ontology annotation, biological process: transmembrane transport. Gene Ontology annotation, molecular function: transmembrane transporter activity.
GCCAGGGAGUGACUGGCAAAGUGCCCCGCCGCUCAGCCCGGGCAAUCUGACUCUCAUCAGUCUUCUGGCCCACUGUUCUUUCCUUGACUUUGGACAUCCCCGCUCCCCUUCUCAGUGGUUAAUCCUUUAGAGCCAAAAUCACAGUUUAACUCGGGAGAGCUGAGACCAGUUGGCCCGGAGGAAGGGGACCCCCCACAGCUCUGGCGUUUCCGGCCUCCAAGGGCUGAACAGAUCAGCUGGUAAGGCCGGGACUCUGGGACCAGAGCAGCCCCAUUGCACUAAGUCUUCCUCUACCAGCCCACGGCAGCGGUCUGGGAGCCAAGGCCAGAAGCUCCCCAGAACCACCAUGACCUUCACCAGCCUGCUGGAGCAGCUCGGGGGGCUGGGGCUCUUCCAAUGGCUGCACAUCCUCGCCCUGGUGGCCCCCAUCCUCCUGACGGCCUCUCACAACCUCCUGCAGAACUUCUCGGCGGCGGUGCCCCCACACCACUGCCGGCUCCCGCCAGCACCCCUCGGUGCCGGCCAGACGGGGAACCUCAGCUCCGAGGGGCUCCUCCGGCUGUGGGUUCCCCUGGAUGGGGGCCACCAGCCCGAGAGGUGCCGGCAGUUCUCCCGACCCCACUGGCAGAGCCUGGAGCCCAACACUACCUCCCCCAAUGGGAGCCUCCCCGCCACCGAACCGUGUCGAGACGGAUGGACCUAUGAUCGCAGCGAGUUCGAGGCUACCAUCGUGACAGAGUGGGACCUGGUGUGUGACUCCUGGAAACUGACCCAGAUGGCACAAUCCAUUUACAUGGCAGGAGUCCUUGUGGGAGCGAUGGCGUUUGGGAGCUUGGCAGACAGGUUUGGCCGGAAGGCCCUGCUGAGCUGGUCCUAUCUGCAGCUGGGGGCGGCGGGGACCGCCACCGCCUUCUCCCCCAAUUUCUCCACCUACUGCGCCCUGCGCUUCCUGGUCGGGAUGGCCGUCUCUGGGAUCAUCCUCAACUGCAUGUCUUUGGUUCUAGAGUGGUCCCCCACCCGGACCCGGACGAUGACGGGGACCCUGGUCAGCUACUCCGCCACCCUCGGGCAGAUACUUCUCCCAGGCCUGGCCUACGCCCUCCCCAACUGGCGCUGGCUCCAGCUCACGCUCUCCAUGCCUUUCUUUGCCUUCUUCGGCUACUCCUGGUGGUUUGCAGAGUCAGCCCGGUGGCUGGUCCUGGCUGGGAGACCAGAGCAGGCCAUCCAGGUGCUGAAGAGGGUGGCUCGCAUCAACGGGAGGAGAGCAGAAGGAGACGGGCUCAGCAUCGAGAACAGGCAACCAGUGGACAUCCCGGGGAGGGAGGCCCCCAUCUCUCUCCCCGCCAGGGCAGGAGGCCCCCAUCUCUCUCCCUUGGUCCUCCCGAAUCCAUUCGCUCCCAUCUCUCCCUCUCAGAGGAGUCCCAGGUUAGGCAGCAGGGGCAGAGACUCCUCGCAUCUCCUUUCCUCCCCUUCCCCCCCCUCUUCCCAAAGGUUCGCUACCAGUUUUGCCUAUUAUGGAGUGGCCAUGGACCUGCAGGGCUUCGGGCUGCGGGUCCACAUGUUGCAGCUGCUGUUUGGGAUGGUGGAUAUCCCAGCCAAGCUGCUCUCCACUCUGGCCAUGAGCCGCGCCGGACGCAGGGUCGCCCAAGUCACCGCCCUGGUGCUUGCUGGACUGGGCAUCCUGGCCAACCUCCUGGUGCCCACAGAACUGGCCGCCCUUCGGACAACUCUGGCGGUGUUAGGGAAGGGCUGCCUGGCCGCCUCCUUCAACUGCGUCUACCUGUACACGGGGGAGCUGUACCCCACGGCCAUCAGGCAGACUGGCCUGGGGGGAGGAAGCACCAUGGCCCGAGUGGGGGGCAUCGUGGCCCCACUGGUAAAGCUGACGGGUGAGCAGAUGCCUCUGGUGCCCCCCAUCAUUUACGGCUCCAUCCCUGUGCUCUCGGGUCUCGUGGCUCUUGGGCUGCCAGAAACCAGGAACCGGCCCUUGAAGGACACAGUGGAAGAGGUGGAAAACAGGUUCCCCCAACAGCAGGACACGGAUCCCUAGGAGAGGCAGCUGGCGGCCGGACCACGGUGGCGACCAGAGGACGUCUCCCACGCCCAAGACCACGGACGCCCGGACGUUCCCGGCCCAUCCACACGCACCCCUGCCGGCUGUUCGGGGCCUGGUCCUCCUCAGGGAGGAGUGGGAGCGGCCAGCUGCUCCCGGAAGGGCUUCCCAGGCUGACGAAGCUAAGAAAAGCCAGUCUCCCACCUCCUCCCUGGCUCACCCCCAUCACCCCACCCACCUUCUGUCCCCCUGGGGCUGAGAAGCUGGCAGCCCUGAGAACGGAAGGCUGAGCCCUAUUUACACCAUGCCCGGGCAGGCGGGCCCCAGGCCUGCUGCUCUGGGAUCUUGCCUCAGUUUCCCUUUUGGUAAGCAGAAACAUUAGGUGGCUAAUAAAGGGUCUUCUUGGACGCUG